AUGCAUGACACGGUUGAGUCCAUGCUUUCAGACUAUGACAUCCUUUCUCAGUCUAGCAUCCAGCAACACUCACUGAAGAAGAGGGACCUCCAGCCUGAGACACACCUAGAGAGGCUCUUAAGUUUUUCAGCCCUGCAAAGGCACUUUAAAUUAUACUUAACUGCAACUGCUGAACACUUUUCAGAAAAAUUUCAAGCAUUAAUUGUGGAUGGUGAAGGCAAGGAAAAUGAGUAUCGUGUUCAAUGGCAAGACUUUUUCACUGGACAUGUCGUUGGAGAGCAUAAUUCCAAGGUUGUGGCACAUAUUGGGGAUGAAGACUUUACAGUAAGAAUCAAUACUGAUGGAGAAGAAUACAAUAUAGAGCCACUGUGGAGAUUUGUAGAUAACGUGCAAGAUGAAAGACUGCUGGUCUACAGAUCUGAAGAUAUCAAAGACUUCUCACGAUUGCAGUCCCCCAAAGUGUGUGGUUAUUUAAAGCUGAACGAAGAAGAACUGCUGCCAAAAGGACUGGAAGACAUGAAGCAAAAUGAAGCAAGCAUCCAUCGGAAGAAAAGAGCUGUUCCGGAGAACUCCAAAAACACAUGCAAGAUGUUAGUAGUGGCAGAUCACCGUUUUUUUAAGUAUAUGGGCCGUGGGGAGGAGAGUACUACUAUAAACUAUUUGAUUGAAUUGAUAGACAGAGUAGAUGACAUCUACCGAAAUACUUCCUGGGACAAUGGAGCCUUCAAUGGGUACGGCAUACAGAUAGAGCAGAUUAUCAUCCACAAUGAGCCAAAUUUUGUAAAACCUGGAGAAAAGCAUUACAAUAUGGCAAAAAGUUACCCAGAUGAUAAGAAAGAUGCCUGGGAUGUGAAAAUGCUGCUAGAGCAAUUUAGCUUCGAUAUUGCUGAGAAAGCAGCUCAUGUGUGCCUUGCUCAUCUCUUCACGUAUCAAGAUUUUGACAUGGGAACGCUUGGAUUGGCUUAUGUUGGCUCUCCCAGACCUAACAGCCAUGGUGGCAUUUGUCCUAAAGCUUAUUAUAGUCAAAUUGCAAAGAAGGACAUCUAUCUGAACAGUGGCUUAACCAGCACCAAGAACUAUGGGAAGACCAUCCUCACAAAGGAGGCUGACCUGGUUACGACGCAUGAACUCGGACAUAACUUUGGAGCAGAGCAUGAUCCCGAUAGUCUGCCAGAAUGUGCCCCCACUGAAGACCAGGGAGGGAAAUACGUUAUGUAUCCAAUUGCUGUCAGUGGAGAUCAUGAAAACAAUAAGAUGUUCUCAAGCUGCAGCAAAAAAUCCAUCCAUAGGACCAUAGAGAUCAAGGCCCAGGAGUGCUUCAAAGAGCGCAACAACAAAGUGUGUGGGAACUCCAGGGUGGAUGAAGGGGAGGAAUGCGAUCCUGGCCUCUUGUACCAACAGGCUGAUCCCUGCUGCUCUGCAGACUGUAAACUGAAAGAUGGUGCCAAAUGCAGUGAUCGGAACAGCCCCUGCUGUAAAGGCUGCCAGUUUGAAAGUGCACAGAAGAAAUGCCAAGAAGCCAUAAAUGCCACUUGUAAAGGAGAGUCUUUUUGCACUGGGAACAGCAGCGAGUGCCCCCCUCCAGGGAAUGCUCCAGAUGACACAGUCUGCGUGGACAUGGGGAAGUGCAAGGAUGGGGAGUGCGUCCCUUUCUGUGAGAGGGAGAAGAACCUACGGUCGUGUGCGUGCAACGAAACGGAUAAUUCCUGCAAGGUGUGCUGCCGGGACGAGCAGGAUAGGUGCAUACCGUACGUCGAUGCUAAUGACCAGUUCCUGUUCCUGCGCAAGGGGAAGCCUUGCACUGUGGGCUUCUGCGAUACAAAUGGUAAAUGCGAGAAGCAAGUACAGGAUGUGAUUGAACGAUUUUGGGAUUUCAUAGACCAACUCAGCAUCAAUACUUUUGGGAAGUUCCUAGCGGAUAAUAUAGUGGGCUCUGUGCUUGUCUUCUCCUUGCUUUUUUGGAUUCCUCUCAGCAUCCUUGUGCAUUGCGUGGACAAGAAAUUGGACAAGCAGUACGAGGAGAACACGAAGUCCCUGUUUUGCCCCAGUAACGUGGAGAUGCUCAGCAGUCUGGACUCUGCCUCCGUUCGAAUCAUCAAGCCCUUCCCUGCAGCGCAGUCGACAAGCCGGCACCAGCCGCUGCAGCCCAUCACAGCUGUGCCCGCUGUCGCUGCGGCACCGAAACAGGACCACCAAAGAAUGGACACUAUUCAGGAGGACCCAAGCACCGACUCUCACAUUGACGAGGACGGGUUUGAGAAGGACCCUUUCCCAAAUAGCAGCUCGGCCGCCAAAUCUUUUGAGGACUUGACAGACCAUCCUGUCAUUAGGAGUGAGAAAGCUUCGUCCUUUAAACUACAGCGCCAGAACCGGGUGGACAGCAAAGAAACAGAAUGCUAGUGUCUUGCUGCCUUCUAAAUGUAUGACUUGUGUCUGCAAAAUAAGGAUCUAAAACCAUUUCAUUUAUAUAAAUAUAAAUAUAUGUAUAUAUAUUUUUGUGAGGGAGUGGGAGAAAUAAGGAAGUGACCUACUGCAGAUGCUGGUCAUGUGUAUGACCUUCCUUAAAUUACGUUUAUUAGAGCAUUAUAUCUUUUAAAAAGGAAAAUCCAAACUAAAACUGGCUUGUUUUUGAAGCUUUUUGGAUUUGUUUUUCCAUUUCCUUGACCUUUAACAUUUCCUUCAACCUGUGGUGCAAAACCGAAUAUCCUGCUGGAUAUUGGAUUGUGUAUAUCGGCCUUUUUUAUAAUUUAAUAUUUUGUAGUCUGACAGCACUGAUAGACAAAAUUAAGGGGCUUUUAAAAACAAAAUGAAAACACUGCAGUGUGUUCCAUAUAGCGUAGAUCAUUUAGCAGUUUAAGGUACAUGUAAGCAAAAGCCUAAACAUGCUUCGAGAACAGAACGAGGGUAAUGAAACAGACAAAAAUAGUGUCUUGCAGCAUUAAAUGAAGAUGCAUAAUUGGAAUCAAGAAGCUUAAGAUACACAGCUUCGAAAUAAAAACAAAAGGGUCCUGCAGAGGCUGUUAAACCUUACGCGAUGCACGGAAGUGCUCCUCUAGCAUGAAGGUGUUUUGCCUCUCACGGUGAGGUUGUCUUGUCUGCGUGUCUCCAUUGCAGAGAAAGGCUUUCGCUGGGAGUUUCCCGCUCUGCACCGAGAGGCUCGUGUGUUGCAGGUGUCUGGUAGGAGAAAGCAGCCUAAGUGGAGAAAUCAUUUAUGCGGAUGAGGACUCUUAACCAGCUGUUCACAGCGGUGGUUUCGGUGCGGAGAUGUUUCUCCGAAUGUUAUUUUGAAAUAGGUAACGCUAUUGUUGAGGUGUUCAAAGAGCUGAGCCUCAGUUUUCUGUGGCCUGUGUGGCCUUU
This is a messenger RNA of Pygoscelis adeliae (Adelie penguin), 3357 nucleotides long. It is a transcript of the gene ADAM17, whose product is annotated as ADAM metallopeptidase domain 17. The transcript is spliced from 19 exons. NCBI's taxonomy places the organism in Eukaryota, Metazoa, Chordata, Aves, Sphenisciformes, Spheniscidae. Gene Ontology annotation, cellular component: plasma membrane. The record is from RefSeq and is a predicted model, not a curated record. Gene Ontology annotation, molecular function: metalloendopeptidase activity. Gene Ontology annotation, biological process: Notch signaling pathway; membrane protein ectodomain proteolysis. Bases 1 to 2400 code for a protein of 799 amino acids.